AAAUCUCUGCUUUCCCAGGUGCUGCGAGGGCCGGGCGCAGUGAGCGCCGCGCGCCACUGGGUGGCGCUGCCCACUCGGCCCGGCGUUCGGGGAGGCGCGGGCCGCGGCCGGGUGCGCACCUGCCCCGCCUCCUCCAGGCGGGCCGCGGGGCAUGCAGCGGGGCGGGGGCGGGGCUCCGAGGCCGGGACCCGGCCAGCGGCUCCCGGGCAGCCACCGCCAGCUGGACCCCGCCGCGCUCCUGAUGCUGCUCCUGGACGCCGACCGGCCGGAGCCCGUGCGCAGCGGGGCGCGCGAGCUCGCGCUCUUCCUGACCCCCGAGCCCGCGGCCGAGGCGAAGGAGGUGGAGGAGACCAUCGAGGGGAUGCUCCUCAGGCUGGAAGAGUUUUGCAGCCUGACUGACAUGAUCCGGAGUGACACCUCACAGAUCUUGGAGGAAAACAUCCCACUCCUCAAGGCCAAGGUGACAGAAAUGCGGGGCAUCUAUGCCAAAGUGGACCAGCUGGAGGCCUUCGUCAAGAUGGUUGGGCACCAUGUGUGCUUCCUGGAGGCCCACGUGCUGCAGGCCGAGCGGGACCACGGGGCCUUCUCGCAGGCUCUGCGGAGAUGGCUGGGCUCCGCGGGCCUUCCCUCCUUCAGGAACAAGCCGUCCACGCCGGCGCCCCUGCCGUUCCAGCUGCCCGCGCUGUACCGGACGGAGGACUACUUCCCCGGGGCCGCGGGGGCCGCGCCCAGGACCCCCAGCCGCCGCCGGCGCCGGCGCGUGUGAGCUGUGCCGCCGGGUCGUCGGGAAGUGACCAUUAGCAACUGAGGUGAAGCAACUGACCCAAGGGUGAUCAGCUUGUCGGUGACUGAGCUGGGUCUCAAGGUCAUCUUCAGAUCUAGGACGCAGCCCUCCUCCCAUUACCCAACUUAGAUGAAGCACUGAUUUCUGACAUUAAAGGUAAACAACAAGAGCAUGUUAAAUACAUAUACACAUCUCAAAGUGCCUAAACUUCAACACUCAAGAUUGAAAUGACCUUAUACAAGCUCAAACUAGCUCAAGAGGUGAAAUGGUGAUUAGGAAUACACACAUAGCUCAGGUCAGACAGCCCCAUCAGAUCCAGAGAAUUGAAACAACUUAUUAGCUCUGAGACCACUUGCUCUAAAGUGGUCUUACCAUCACCAUGGAUGCCAACUCACUGGACAGUCACACCGGAAGGAUAUCUAAACUGUAACAAUACCUUGCAAAAUGAAAAG
Molecule: messenger RNA, 1236 nt
Organism: Hyaena hyaena (striped hyena)
Lineage: Eukaryota; Metazoa; Chordata; Mammalia; Carnivora; Hyaenidae
Gene: BCAS4
Product: breast carcinoma amplified sequence 4
Exons: 6
Coding region: 152-766 (204 amino acids)
Cellular component (GO): BLOC-1 complex
Source: RefSeq, a predicted model, not a curated record